AUGUCUACAACGUCGGAUUCCGAAGCCACUGUAGUGGAAGAGUGUCGUGGAGUUCUUCACGUUUACAGCGACGGUUCCAUAGUACGCUCUUCGCGCUCAAGUUUUAACGUCCCUGUAAACGACGACGGCACCGUUUUGUGGAAAGACGUAGUUUUCGACCCUUCCCAUCAUCUUCAGCUUCGCCUCUACAAGCCAGCCGACUCAGCCGGCUCCAGGCUUCCCGUCUUUUACUUCUUCCACGGCGGCGGCUUCUGCAUCGGCUCCCGCACUUGGCCCAACUGGCAUAACUACUGUUUCCGGCUCGCUUCCCAGCUUCGAGCCGUCGUCGUUGCGCCGGACUACCGGCUCGCUCCCGAGAACCGGCUCCCCGAUGCAAUUGAGGACGGCUUCACGGCUGUUAAGUGGCUCCAGGCUCAAGCCGUGGGUAACGAGCCGGAUCCUUGGUUGAGCCACGUGGCUGAUUUCAGCCGCGUGUUUAUUUCGGGUGACUCAGCUGGAGGGAACAUGGCACACCAUUUGGCGGCUCGGCUAGGGUUUGGGUCGCCGGAGCUUGCGCCGGUUCGGGUCAGGGGUUAUAUUCUAUUAGGCCCCUUCUUUUGUGGGACUAUCCGAACCAUAUCAGAGGCUGAAGGACCGAAAGAUGCUUUUCUCAAUUUAGAACUUAUUGAUAGGUAUUGGAGGCUUUGCUUACCUGUUGGGGAAACUACUGAUAACCCUCUUGUGAAUCCAUUUGGGCCACAGAGCAAGAGCCUUAAAGGAGCUAAAAUAGAGCCAAUUCUUGUGGUGGCUGCUGGAAGUGAUUUGCUUAAAGACAGGACAGAGGAUUAUGCCAGGAGGCUCAAGGAGUGGGGUAAAGAUGUUGAGUAUGCAGAGUUUGAAGGACAGCAACAUGGUUUCUUCUCUAAUGAUCCCAACUCUGAAGCAUCAAACAAGUUGAUGCUGCUCCUCAAACAAUUCAUACACAACCAUAUCCCCAAAGAUUGA
Sphenostylis stenocarpa is the source of this 984-nucleotide messenger RNA. NCBI's taxonomy places the organism in Eukaryota, Viridiplantae, Streptophyta, Magnoliopsida, Fabales, Fabaceae. The record is from the annotation of a GenBank genome assembly.